AUGGAUGUUCUACUUCUCAGACCGACUAUCUACUUUAUUAAUCUGAGACACUUAAUGCUGAUUGGUCACUCUACUGCAAGCACUGUACAUAAGCACGUUUGUCAGUGCCAGCACUCUGUUGCUGGACUGCUGGAGGUUGCAACGUGCUGGCACUUGGCUUUCAGCUUACCUGUGACUUCCGUGUUUCAUUCUGAAGGUGUAGAAGUCAGAGACAAGCUGAGCUGCGAGGAGGUUAUAGCCAGCAGUACUCUAAAAACUGCAGGGCAGAGAGGGACUGCAAGGCUGGAGGCUGUGGAUCAAAGAUCUCCAGGAGACAAUGACCUGGUGUUCAUUGGUGGGUCACAGUGGAGAGGGACGUGUGAGGAUUGUCAGAGGGCUGGCAUUCAGCCUAUGCAAGGAUCUGAUUUCUUGUUUGAUGAAAGUGCUAAGCUCCUUCUUCUGACCAUUGCUGGAAGUGUCCGCAUACAUGUAUGUUCACAGAAGAUCUUUGGAUCCUGCAGCAUGUUGGUGAUUGCUACGCAUCCCCUUCAAGAAGAGAGUUCUCAAUCAGAGGAAUCUACAAUGGUCAUCCUACUUUUUGAACAUAUGAGUCAGCUCUCCCAUUUAAUAAGAUCAGGCUGAUCUGAUUGUAACCUCAGCUCCUCAUUAGUAGCUUUUCACCCCUUGC
Molecule: messenger RNA, 667 nt
Organism: Pristis pectinata (smalltooth sawfish)
Lineage: Eukaryota; Metazoa; Chordata; Chondrichthyes; Rhinopristiformes; Pristidae
Exons: 5
Coding region: 1-621 (206 amino acids)
Source: RefSeq, a predicted model, not a curated record